UAACACCAAGUGGCUCCAGAUCUCCUUGCCGCAUCCACAGAAACGCAUUCCGUACGUAAUAUGGACCGCUGCUGAAAACUCUCUGCAACACCACGAGAAUAAUAAGAGGGGCAGACAAUGCACUUACCGUUCCUUUGAAUUUCCGGUUGGAUCUUUUAAAGGUAAACGAGACGACGAUAACCCCGCGAUUCGGGAUUGCAUUCUGGUCCAGACUCUUAUCUCAUCCGCGAUCUACGCUUGAGGUGCCUGAAAGAUUUUCGAGUUCGCCCCAUCUCAACGCUUCAGUUUGCGCUACCUCUGACAUUAGGGCUAGAGAGCCGCUCUUUUCUUGUUAUCGCACCACCGAGAUAUCUCACUCUCUUUCCUGCCUUACUUGUCUUUCGUUAAGUGAGUGACUUGCCGUUUCACUCAAGUGAUCAUCUACAGUUGCAAACAUGGUUGCCGCCGAUGAUAUCAUCCCCGAACUGGCCGAGGGCCAGGCAGAGCAGUCAGUCCCCGAGUCGCGGGUCUUGAUUAUCAUGACUGGUGGUACAAUUUGUAUGCGACCAUCGCCAGCGGGGUUGGUGCCUGCUCGAGACUUCCAGGAGCAAUGCUUAGCGCGGGUGCCUACGUUCAACGAUGGAUCGCACUCGACAGUGAUGGAUGUCGUGACCAACGACGCCGGGGACAUCAAAGGCCACCCAAGUCUGCGAACCCCGAUGACGGCAUAUGGACGACGAGUGAGGUAUACCGUUUUUGAAUUCGAUGAACUGCUGGACAGUAGCUCUAUCGACGCCAAGGGAUGGGCACAAAUUGCGCAAACCAUUGAGCGAAACUACACAUAUUUCGAUGGGUUUGUGGUGCUGCAUGGAACAGAUAGUCUGGCAUAUACCUGCUCCGCACUGAGCUUUAUGCUGAAAAAUCUCGGAAAGCCUGUGAUUGUCACUGGAGCACAGGCUCCAAUGCUAGAGCUACAGAACGAUGCUACAGAUAACCUGCUGGGAUCGCUGGUUGUGGCUGGCCACUUCAUGAUACCUGAGGUCUGCCUGUAUUUCAACAACAAAUUGCUUCGUGGCAAUCGGUCCACCAAGGUAGCGGCAAGUGACUUCAAUGCAUUUAAUUCGCCCAAUUGCGCGCCGCUGGCUGUGACAACAUCGAUGCGCACGAAUGUCAACUGGGAAAUUGUAAACCGGCCUAAAAGCCUCGAACACUUUAGCAUCCAGACCAACCUAGACACCACUCAUGUCGCGUGCCUGCGCAUAUUCCCGGGUAUCAAGCCGGAGAUGGUGGAUGCAGUAUUGAAGCUGGAUGGUCUUCGUGGCCUGGUCUUGGAGACAUUCGGCGCCGGGAAUGCACCCCAUGGUCAAGACAAUGCCAUGACCAAGGUCUUUGCUGACGCGAUUUCUCGAGGAAUUGUCAUUGUCAAUAUCACCCAAUGUCUUACUGGCAGCGUCAGCGCAGUUUAUGCUACUGGAAUGAGCCUGUCCAAGGCUGGGGUAGUCGCAGGGUUGGACAUGACUACAGAAGCGGCACUGACCAAGCUUGCCUACCUGCUUGCGCUCCCCAGGGCAACACCCCAGGUGGUAGCAAACAAUAUGUCACUGUCGCUCCGUGGCGAAUUGACGGAGUCGUCGCAGCCAGUGUUCCGCCAUCCAGAUGGAGCUCUGCCCGAGCGAGUACAGGCGCUCACAGUCCUGGGAUACGCCAUUGCCCAGGGGGACCUUGCUCGGGUUGAGGAAAUUGUAAAGAGCGAGCACGAUUGGUUGCUGAACGAUGCCGACUAUUCCGGAAAUACUCCAGUGCAUCUUGCAGCGACCUCACCAUCGGUCGAUAUUCUGCGGUUCCUGCUCCUUCAGGGCGGGUCUGUGCAUCUACGAAACCGCAACGGACGCACCCCACUCUUCCUGGCGGCUAACGCUGGGCUGUCAGAGCACGUUCUUCUGCUUCGCAAGUCGGGAGCGCAUCUGCACUCAGACGAACGGACGGCAGCGCAGCUCCUCGCCCGACGGCGGCCCGGGACCUGGGGCCUGGCCGGUAUUGGGCCACGUGAAGUCAGUGACAGGGAGAUGGAGGAGGCAGGCGAUGGGUACCGCGCGGGGUCGUCGCACUGGCCGAUGGCAGGAUCAGCGCCUUGACAUACCAUUAAUGAAUGAUUGACCCCAGGAUUAUUACAGCAGCGAUAGACUACGAAGUUAUGCUUGCAUGGAGUAGAAUUAUGCAUUUCUUGUUUGCUUCCGAUUCUGUAUGAAUAGACAGGGUUCCUCACCGAAAGUCGGGGUAUGCAUGGCAGGCACGAGGCGAAGACGAUAUAGUACCAAAAUUAGCGAACUCUCUGGAAGCAUUGCUGGGUGAUCUGGUAGGGAUCGGGGUCUGAACCGGCGGGACAGCCGAGCGUGCAGAGAGUGACCUCAUGAAACUGAAAGGCUCAUGGAACUGGAAUCACGGGCUCCUACCCGGCAGGCCAGGCUAGCCCCAAAGAGGUUAAUCAGGGCGUGCCCCUCCCGCGGAGAUGGUUGAUGCUCCGAGCGAGAGCUAUCCCCGCCUCCAGAAUU
Messenger RNA from Aspergillus versicolor CBS 583.65, 2531 nucleotides. Its product is annotated as putative lysophospholipase. Lineage: Eukaryota; Fungi; Ascomycota; Eurotiomycetes; Eurotiales; Aspergillaceae. The record is from RefSeq and is a predicted model, not a curated record. Bases 435 to 2114 code for a protein of 559 amino acids. Gene Ontology annotation, molecular function: asparaginase activity; protein binding. The transcript is spliced from 3 exons.